GUCACCAGGAGGAUUCCUAUUUAAAGCAGCGUUCGUUAACUUGAACGCUAACACUGAUUGACAGCAAAGGCUAAAGUACUAAAACAGCAGUUUUUCGGUUCUUUUCAACGUUUCAAAACGUUUUCACAAUGAACUUUGCCCUGGCAACUUGUAAUGUUUCCGGUGGGUGGCCAUUUUUAACGUACGCUCUGGGGAUGUUGAAGGCUCGUUAGUGUAUGUAGCUAACCGUCCAGUGGAUUUAUUUUUUAUUGAACACGCUUCCAGACUCUUAAAAUAUAUUUAUUGUUUUCAAAAAAAGACACUGAAGAAUAUUACGAUCAUAACCCUACAAGAAUCGGGUCCCCGACCGUUCGAUCUUGACGUGAGGUAAACAGAACAGAGUCCAGAUUGGAGCUGGAAAACAUUUUUAGUACUUGCUGUCAAGUUAAAAUGAUCACCAGAAGAAAAAGUCGUUCAGAUUUUGAUGCAGAGGUGCACACCUCAAAUUCCCCUUUUGGGGUUGAAGUCACUGACUUUGUUGACAUUAGAGAACAAUUUAAAACUAGUGCCUCUGAAGAAAUGAGCUCAGAGAAUGGAGAUAGUACAGUCGGAUUAGAACUGGAUGAUUUAUUUGGAAUAGACUCGUUAAACUGGACAUUUGAGAAGGAUGCGGUCUCUCCUCUUUUCAAUACUGGAUUGGGUGACACGACGGAUCAAGAUUUUGGAAUCGGCGGAUCCAGGACCCCGUCGCCAGAAGGAAUGUCUGCUGGUCGGAAAAGGAAGUGGAGAAAUGACCCUUCUGGACGCAUGAACAACAAGAAUGCCAUCGCUGCAAGAAUGAAUCGCCUGAAAAAGAAGGAAUAUGUCAAUGGCCUGGAGAAUAAAGUUGGGACACUGUCCUCAGAAAACCGCACUCUCAAACAGGAAAACAGCCAAUUAAAUAAGAGGGUGGAGGAGUUGGAAGACGAGACUAGGUACCUCAGAGCCGUGUUGGCCAACGAGAGCAUGUUAGCCCAGCUGUUGUCGAGGCUGAGCGGUGUGAACGGCAUGAAAUUGUCUUCCUCACUUUUCCAGGGGUCCAACAAGAACGGUGACCAUGAUUAUGCCUUGCCCAGGAAACGUGUGAAGGUCGAGGAGAAGGAAACCUCUGGUGGUGUCUGUCUGCACGUGGACAAAAAUCACGUCUCGGUGGAGUUCUGCACCAAGUGUGCAGAGAGUGCAAGUGCAUCACUCAAAAUGUAGGGUCAAGUACUUUUAUCUGUUUUCAGAUGUUGAGACUGAACCUGAUUUAACAUCAGGGUAAUGAACAUCAGGGGAAUUUAUGAACUCUGUUAAGAAUUUGACACCAGUACUUAAAAAAUGUUGAAUGAGCAUGUGUGUAUGAAAAUCUUAUGAAACCAAUGAUUGAAGAACACAUUACUUGUUAAACCUUGUUGCCAGUUUUCUCCUAGGUGAGGAUUGUUCUACCAUGCUGGAUGAAUGGCUUACAGAACAUCCCUGUCUGCUUGGCUCCAUGUGGAUUCCGCUGUUGAGGAAGCUGAAGAGGCGGGACCCGCUGCUGCCAACUUGGUCUGGUAUUUUUUUAAAGGUAGUAUAACAAAUGGUGUAAGUUACUAUUUUACCAGUAUCCCAUCACACCUGCUUUGAGAAAAAGUGAGUUAAGAAUAUAUUAUGGAUGACCAGUGUUCCACUUCCUAUUGCAAUGGCACCAGAGCUCCUUCACCAGUUUAAACUGACACACUGAAAUGCAAACCAGUUGGAAACAUGCUUACCAAUAUAAUUUGUAUUAUUUAAGUGGUUAUCCUAGCAGAUAUGGAUGACACCAAUUUUGUAUAAAGUGAGUCAGUCCCUUUUGAAUGUCAUGUACAAUACAAGAUGUUUUGCCUGAAACCAUGUAACGUUUUUGUUUUGUUAAUGAGAAUGUUUUAGGAACAUGGCUAUAAAUGAUGGACAAUAAAUAUUUUGAUCAUACACGCUUCAGUUAUGUAUUUUAAAUUGAAUUUUCCCCAUGUAAUUGAUAUUAAUGCACCUCUUUUUCUCUUUUCAAACAGCAAGCUCUUUCUGCAGACAAAGGUCUUUCAAUUACUCUACAAAAUGGAAAAAAAUAUGGUAAUGGUCCCCAAACACGUGAGGUCUCUUGAGUGGAGAGCUCAAAAUGAACUCUGUCCAUAUGCCUAUUAGGUUCAUAUACUUGUGUCAAUACAAUAAUCCUAACCCAGUAAGGUUGCAAGUUGUGCUUCACUCUGAAAAUUGGCUUGUUUUCAAACCUCAAAAUGUAAUCAGCUGUUAUGUUUAGUGUAGAUCUAGCUGCAGAUCUCUAUUCCAAAUGAAUAGAAAAGCUGAGCUGUUAUGCUACUACUUCAAAUAUUUUUUGAAUAGCACAUUCUCCAUGUUAAUUCAGCUUAGGCGAAUGGUGGGUUUUGCACACCUGAUAGCUUGAGACGACACGUAUUGAAAUCUAUCUGUGAAGUCUUGUUUACUUAUGAGCUGGACUGCAUGGCAUUUCUUGGCUUUUGUAUUUUAAAAGUACAUUUGCCAGUUCCUGUCAGAUCUUACUUGCACAAAAAGGCCUGGAUAAGUAUUUUGCUUAUCAGUGAACUCUGGCAUAGUUGACGUGGCACACAACCAUUAAGCAUUCUUCACACCGCAGGCCGUAAUGCUCAAAGGGGGAAAAAUGCUAUUUGGAAUAUUGACUGUUCAAACGGUGUAAGUGACCAAAUUGUAUUUGUCUGAGGUUUGCGCGAACAGUGUGUCAGGUUGAAGAUGUAGCCUGUGAUAUCUGGCCACUGGUUGUAAAAGGGGCUUGGUAAAUUGUGUACUGUUACAUAUGUAUGAUUGUCAUCAAUACCAUUCGCAUACAUACUCGUCUCUUCCGAAGUAUGUCAGCCUUUUCUGGUGCAUACAGUACUAAUCUGGUAGACUGUCAUUCACACUAAUAAAAACUUACACUAAAUCAA
Messenger RNA from Esox lucius (northern pike), 2936 nucleotides. It is a transcript of the gene crebzf, whose product is annotated as CREB/ATF bZIP transcription factor. Gene Ontology annotation, cellular component: nucleus. Lineage: Eukaryota; Metazoa; Chordata; Actinopteri; Esociformes; Esocidae. The transcript has 3 exons. The record is from RefSeq and is a predicted model, not a curated record. Bases 430 to 1221 code for a protein of 263 amino acids. Gene Ontology annotation, molecular function: RNA polymerase II transcription regulatory region sequence-specific DNA binding; DNA-binding transcription factor activity, RNA polymerase II-specific.